CACAGUUCAACGUGAAAUUUGUCCAAAAAGAUGGAAGACUUGUCGACGCGGAUGAUUUGGGUCGAUCUCGAAAUGACCGGACUCGAUGUCAGUACAGAGACCAUCAUUGAAAUGGCCUGCAUCGUCACCGACUCGCGCGGCAACAUUCUCGCUGAGGGCCCUGAUAUCAUCAUUCACCAGCCAGACGAGGUCCUUGAUCGCAUGAACGACUGGUGCAAGGAGCAUCACGGCGCAUCCGGACUGACCGCUGCAGUCCGCGCAUCCACCACGUCGCUCGCUGAGGCCGAGGAGGUCAUGCUCGCGUUCGUGCGGGAACACACAAGCAAGGGCUGCGUGCUUGCUGGCAACACCAUCCACAUGGACAAGCGCUUCCUCGAUCGCUACAUGCCCAAAUUCUCAGCGCACCUGCAUUACCGCUUGAUUGACGUCUCGACGCUGAAGGAGCUUUGCCGUCGCUGGUAUCCUGCGAUUUUCGCGAACGCACCUCCAAAGCAAGGGUUGCACAGAGCACUCGACGACAUUAAAGAAAGCAUUCAAGAAUUGGUGUACUAUCAAUCGAACAUGUUCAAGUGAUUCGAACAACAAAAACGACCAGCACGGCUACAUGAUUACAUGAUGGUGCAGGCCGCUUGGUCUGCUCCACCUGGACCGCCCAUUCCCAAGGCUCCUAGUGGGCCACCGCUGGCUGGCAUAUCGGGGAACUGUCGAGUGUUGCCAAGCCAAAAUAAAUGCAGCAUUUCACCACCA
Messenger RNA from Capsaspora owczarzaki ATCC 30864, 747 nucleotides. RefSeq names its product REXO2 protein. The transcript is spliced from 5 exons. NCBI's taxonomy places the organism in Eukaryota, Filasterea, Ministeriida, Capsasporidae. Gene Ontology annotation, molecular function: 3'-5'-RNA exonuclease activity; nucleic acid binding. Gene Ontology annotation, cellular component: mitochondrion. The record is from RefSeq and is a predicted model, not a curated record. Bases 31 to 573 code for a protein of 180 amino acids.